This is a messenger RNA of Schistosoma guineensis, 2936 nucleotides long. NCBI's taxonomy places the organism in Eukaryota, Metazoa, Platyhelminthes, Trematoda, Strigeidida, Schistosomatidae. The record is from the annotation of a GenBank genome assembly.
AUGUCGUUUAAUAAUGAAACUUAUAAUUUAUCAACCUCAUUAUCUAAUGAGACUGAAAAAUUAACCAGAAUAACUAAUGACAAUUGUUCAUUGUUCAGUAAUUACGAAUUCAUUAAAUUAUCAAAUUCUUAUCCAUCUCUUAAUUGGAAUAGUAAUAUCAAUAGCCAUGACAUCACAUAUACAAAAUCGAAUUUAUAUACAAAUGAAUUACAAACUGAAUUGAAUUCACUAACAGAAUCAAAUAGAUUUCAUUCCAUUAAAUGUAUAAACUAUGACAAAGAAACUUUGCCAAAUAUGAAUACUGGAAAUCCAUUAGACUAUUCUAUAAAUUCUUUAAUCAAUAAGAAAGAAAAAUCAGUAUCACCAAUAAUCAAAUCAUCUUUUUUAACUGAUUCUAAUUCUAGUCAUAAUUUAAUUCAAUAUUCAAAUGGAAAUAAUAACAUGUGCAACACAUCACCAUCUACUUGUUCAAUUGAAUACACUUCGAAUUCAAUAAAAAAUGAGAUCAAAAGUCCUAAAAUGAAUGAAAAACUUACAUUGAAACGUAGAUAUUCCAAAAAUCUUUCAAAUUCAUCUACUAAACAUUCUAAGAAGUAUAUGAGAGUAGAUUAUAACAAUAGUACCGGCCAAAAUAGUUUCAUUAUUGAUAACAAUAACCAAAAUAAUAGCACCGGUCAUUUUUCAACGACUAAACAAUUAUACACCGAUAAUUUAGUUAAAGAUACAUCAGCUUUAAAUAGAACUAUUGUUUCUACAAUCGAAUGGGAAACGCAUAAUAAUAAUAAUACAGAUUUUAAAGGGUAUAAUAAAAAUUCCAUAGAUACCAUAAAAUUAAGUAAAACUGUCCAGUCAGAUGACCAAAAUAUUCUAUUUAAUGAUAACCACAAUGAAAUCAAUGUUAGUAAUGAUAAUGAUAAUAAUGAUACAAAAAUGAAUACAAUCUCCACAGGAGCUUAUAAAUAUUUAACUUGGCGUGAGAAAGAUCGUAGACGAAGAUUUCGUGAAGAAUGGAAACAUUUAUGGCUUGUUAUACCAUAUGGACGUUAUGAGGUUAUGUGCCUUGUAUGUCACAAAAUUAUGACACAAAGAAAAUUAGAUACAAUUAAACGUCAUAAUGUUCGACGACAUGGUGAAUUACAAGGAAUGUCUCAUAUAGAAAGACAAAUCUUAUUUGAUAAACUAUUAAAACAACAUAAUGAAACAAUGACAAAUACAUCUGAUAUUUUGUCAAAUAAGCUAUCUAGUAAAUCGAAACCUAAAUAUAAAUCUACAUCUGAUAAUAAUACAAUUAACUUUUUAAAUGGUAAAGAUUCAAAUGAAAUGGUCAAUGAUUUAAUACAACAUGCAAACAAUUGGUUAACUAAUCCGAAUUCUGAAAUAAAUCAAGUACCGAAUCCGAUUAUGAAAAGUUAUUCUUCAUCAACUAAUUUACCAUUUUCUGAUCAUAUACCAUACAAAAGAAAUAAAAGAUUGUUUAAUAAAAAAGAUAAAAAGUUGUAUACAACUACUGAAUUAAUAGAAAAUACUACAAACAAAAAAAAUAAACGUUUACCAAAAAGGUUACAAAAAGACAAUUCACAUUGUUCUUUAUCUAAUUCUACAGAAAACUUAAAUGAUCAUUAUAACUUAUCUGUCAGUACAAAUCCUCUUGAAAGAUUAUCAUUUAUUGGAUGGAAGAAUUAUUCUGAUGCAUUAGAUAUUUCCAAUUUAGGAGAUCAAUUAAAAACAAGAUCCGAUAAGAAAACAUUUGUCUCCAAUGUUACAUCAUCAAUUUCAAUGAUUCAACCAUUAUCAUCAGUUUCAACAAUAUCUCAUCUAUCAACUAAUUGUUCUUUACCAUCUCUUUCAAAUUCUUCAUUUGUUUUACCAUCUAAUUAUGAGAUAGAAAAAUUGAAACAAUUUAUAAAGCCUUUUAUUUCAUUAAAUUAUAAUCUAUUUUCACAAUCAUUAUUAUCAUCAUUACCACCUACAAAAUUACCAACAUCAUGUCAUACAAUGGAUAAUUCAAAUAAAUUUAUAAUGCCUAGAUUAAGCAAUGAAUUAAAUUGUACUACUGUAGGUGGUGAUAUAUUGCAUACUAAUUUGAUGAAUUCAAUCAAUAAAGGAAAUCAAAAUAUUCGACUUGAUAUUGAAGAACACAUUGUAAUGAAUGAAUAUAACAAAAUAAUGUCAGAUGAAUCUUCAGAAAGAAUAGUCGAUGAAAAAUUAAAUGAUAAGAAUUAUCCAUCAAACAGUAAUAAGAAUAAGAAUAAUAAUACGAGUAAGGAAAUAUCUCCGGUAAACCAGUCUAAUCUAUUAAAUGUUAAUGAAAGUUUAAAACGCUUAAGAUCAUCAUCAUCAUCAUCACAUUCGUCAAAUGAUCCAAAUCCAAAUAUCGCUGAACUAUCUUCAUUCAUGAUAGCUUCUUGGAUUGAAUCUAUUGAAAAUUCAUCAAAAACCUUACAUUCAAAUUUACCUGAACCUACUUGGAAUAUUCAAUCAAUAAAUGAUUCAAAUCAAUUAAUUAUCACUAAACCAAUAGAAAGAUUCACUUCUUCAAAAUGUUCAAUAGACCAAUUUCAGUAUGAUCAUGAUCAUGAAAUCAAUCAACAAACUAUUCAUUCAACAGAUUUUAAAUUAAAUACAAAAUCUAAUUCGAAUUUAAAUAAAUUUACUAUUUCAUCUUUAUUGAAUACAGAAAUAAUGGAUAAGACAAAAAUUGGAUCAGAAAUGAUAGAAAAUGAUAAUUAUAUUCAUACAUUUCAAAAAUGUAAUCAGAAACAAGAAACUACAAAAAUUAUAUCGAAUCCUCAAUGUCUUUCAUGACAUUUGUUGUUGUUGUUGUUGUUGUUGUUGUUUAAUCUGAUCUAUCGGGCUAUGUAUAUAUGUAUUUAUGCACAAAAAUGUCUUGGUAACCAGUAAUACAUUCGAAACAGAUUGAUACCAUUCAAAAGAGA